Solanum dulcamara is the source of this 1127-nucleotide messenger RNA. RefSeq lists its product as uncharacterized. The transcript has a single exon. The coding region runs from base 151 to 654 and encodes 167 amino acids. NCBI's taxonomy places the organism in Eukaryota, Viridiplantae, Streptophyta, Magnoliopsida, Solanales, Solanaceae. The record is from RefSeq and is a predicted model, not a curated record.
UAUCGUACAAACAAUGGAAAUUUGGCAAAUCAGGACAGAAAAAUCGCAUUUCACACUAGAAAAAUCAAGUGAUUUUCUCUCUCUAUCUCUCCAUCGCUAUCAUCUUCCCUUCCUUCCCACGUUGAUUAUGCAUAUGAAAAUUGCCAAGUCAUGUGGGACUGGUGCUGUUUCUCUUUCAACCCAAACAAAGACAAUCCCUCUUCCCACAAUUUGCUCCCAAUUCGACAUGAAAAUCGCCCAACACUUGAAACUUCAUCUCCGAUUUCCCUUUCCAUGAUGAUCCUCACCUCUUGGCUAAGUCGUCGUCGCUUCCGCCGCUACUUCUGUCUCUUUCUUUGCUCUCCUCUUCUCGUUCCUCUAUUUUGUGCUACUUGCCCUAUCAUUUGUGCUGCUGAAAUCUGCUACCGAAUAUGCUAUUGCCGCCGCGGCCGAUCGCUGUGGAAAUCGGCGGAGGGAUUCGACGGCAGCGGCGAUGGGCAGCGACGGUGUGAGAGAGCGGAAGGUAGUAUUGAUGGAAGUCAAGAGACGAUGAUGUUGCAGAGGUAUCUGGAUGAUCAACUUCUUCUUGUGAUUGAAUCUGUAUAUAAUUGUGGAGAUGAAGACGAGGAAGAUGUGGAAGCAACAGACGGUAGAAGCAUUUUUUGCAAUAACUGAAGAUAUCCAGAGAUCUUUCGGUUAUCUCUUUCCUUUAGCUUUUCCUUUUUGGUUUUGUAUAUAGAAUUUCAACAUUGACAACUGGGAUUCUUAAAUCUCGCCAACAACUUAGCAAUUGAGUUACUAAGAUUUUACAAAAAUAGAGUAGUUAUAGGGUUUGAAUGAGAGCUUUGAGUAAUUGGUAAAGUUGAAGUGUUAGAAAUAGUCUCUGGCAGAAAUAAAGUAAGGUUGCGUACCUUGUGGUCAGGCUUUUCUCCAAACCUUGUGCAAAACAAAAGUUUUAAUGCAUCGGAUUGCUCUUUUAAAAUAGUUAUGGGGUUUGUAAUCUUCGGUAUUUUCAUGACUGGUUGGAGGGAAGGAAUUAUUUUCCAAUUAUAUCUGAAAUUCAAUCAAACCGAAGAUUUUGACUAUGUAUUUAUAAUUACUGUUUUAUGGUAGAUAUUUAUAUCAAAUCACUCAAUUUAUUAUGAUUU